Messenger RNA from Salarias fasciatus (jewelled blenny), 3246 nucleotides. It is a transcript of the gene fbxw5, whose product is annotated as F-box and WD repeat domain containing 5. The record is from RefSeq and is a predicted model, not a curated record. Lineage: Eukaryota; Metazoa; Chordata; Actinopteri; Blenniiformes; Blenniidae. Gene Ontology annotation, molecular function: protein binding. Gene Ontology annotation, biological process: protein ubiquitination. The transcript is spliced from 10 exons. The coding region runs from base 84 to 1919 and encodes 611 amino acids. Gene Ontology annotation, cellular component: Cul4-RING E3 ubiquitin ligase complex; SCF ubiquitin ligase complex.
UGCUCAGGUCUGGAGCUAGCAGUUAGCUCCGGCUAGCCGCUUCAUUUUUUCUCCCACACAUUUUGAUCCAGCAGGAUGUCAGGAUGGAGUGUGGCCCAGUUCUGCCGGACAGCCUGCUGCUGGAGAUCUUCCUGCACCUGCCGCACCGCGCCGUGCUGAGCGCCGGGCUGACCUGCCGGCAGUGGCUGGCCGUGUCCAGAGAUGAGUUCCUGUGGCGGGAGCUGUUCUACAGCUACUACCGCAUCCCGCGCUGCGUGCCGCGGCACCCAGCCGCCGUGUCGUGGUACAGGGAGUUCAAGCGGCUGUUCGACUGCAUCCCCUGCGUGGAGGUGCAGACGCUGAGGGAGCACAGCGACCAGGUGCUGCACCUGGCCUUCUCCCACCGGGGGCACCGCUUCUCGUCCUGCUCCAAGGACUGCACCGUCAAGCUGUGGGACACGGAGCGGCCGGACGGCAGCAUCUCGCUGGUGCACAGCUCCAGCAUGCGGCAGUUCAACUGGGGCUACACCCAGUUCUCCCAGUUCAACGCCGACGACUCGCUGCUGCUGGUGUCCGGCGUCUACCUCGGCCCGCACCACUCCUCCUCGGGGGAGAUCGCCGUCAUCAGCCUGGAGAACUACACGCUGCUGUCGCGCGUCCGGAACAAGCCGUACGACGUGUUCGGCUGCUGGCUCAACGAGACGCACCUGAUCUCCGGGAACCUGCACUGGAUCGGCAACAUGACGUCCUGCUCGGUGCUGUGGCUCAACAAGGCCUUCCAGGACAUCGAGUCGGAGAACGUCAACGUGGUCAAGCGGCUCUUCAAGAUCCAGAACAUCAACGCCAGCACCAUCCGCACCGUCAUGGUGGCGCACUGCCGUCGCCACGACGACCCGGACCUGCUGCUGGACUACGAGGCGCAGUCCCAGGCCCGCCGGCAGAAGGGCCAGCAGCAGCGGCAGCACCGGCCGCUCCUCUUCGACCUGGGCACCUCCGGCAGCGAGGACGACGAGGACGAGGAGGAGGAGGAGGAGCGGCGCCGCGAGGCCAGGCCCCACGCCGUCUCCGCCCCCCGGCUGCCGCAGCCGCCCACGCCGGGCCUGGAGCAAGUCAUCCACAGCCGGGCCAACGUGGGCGCCGUGGAGCUGCAGAUCGAGACGCACGUGGCCCGAGUGAUGGGCCGGGCGCACACCAAGGCGCCGGAGCCCGCCGCCGAGCCGGCCGACGCCGAGGACAAGACCUACCUGCUGUUCACCACCGGCAGCCUCACCUACUCCCCGCACCAGAUCGGCAUCAAGCGAAUCAAGCCCGACCAGAUGACCACGUCCGGCCCCGUGCUCGGCGAGGAGCGCAGCUCCGACGAGUUCUUCGACUCGCUGGACCACGUCAUCGACAUCCACGGCCACAUCAUCGGCAUGGGCCUCUCUCCCGACCACAGGUAUCUGUACGUGAACAGCCGCGCCUGGCCGGCCGGCUGCGUCAUCUCCGACCCCAUGUCGCCGCCGCCCAUCGCCGAGGAGAUCGACCUGCACGUCAUCGACCUGAAGAGCCUGAGGGAGGAGAGGCGGAGCCUGCGGGCGCACCGCGCCUUCACGCCCAACGACGAGUGCUUCUUCAUCUUCCUGGACGUCAGCAGGGACUUCGUGGCCAGCGGCGCCGAGGACAAGCACGGCUACAUCUGGGACCGCCACUACAACAUCUGCCUGGCGCGCCUGGCGCACGACGACGUGGUCAACUCGGUGGCGUUCAGCCCGGCCGACCAGGAGCUGCUGCUGUCCGCCAGCGACGACUCCACCGUCAAGGUGUGGCGCUCGCCGCGCAUGGUGCGCCUGGCCGCCGCCCCCGCCCGGCCGCCGCGGCCCCGCAACCUGCUGCCGUCCUGGCUGAGCCGCAAGAGGAGCUCCACGUCCGGCGGCGGCGGCGUCAACGGGAACCCGUGAGGGACAAGGAGAGAGAAGAAACACCAAACAGAACAGAACACCGGCGCCAUUUUCCCUCCUCUGUGGUAUGAACGCUAACACACUCCACGUGCACGAGCGGCGUGCGUGGCGCCGGGUGGCCGCCGACUCAGGGUUCAGACACCACGCAGGGGCGCCGUCGCCCCGGCGGCAGGAUUCACGGAUACGGAUGAGAGCGUCGCCGACUCCUUCGACGUAGAACCAGCUCACCCGGUCUGAGCAGGUCUGAGCAGGGCGGGGGACGCCUCGUCCUCCAGCAGGGACACACUGCUGCAGCAGAUGGACGUCUGGUCCCCUGUGGCCCCGCUGACCCCCCGCUGACCCCCCGCUGACCCCCCGCUGACCCCUCCUGUGUGUAGAGUCCAGCCGGACGCCUGCCUGUGAUCGGACCUCCGGUGUUUUGUGUAGAAAUGUGUUUUAAACCCUUCAGAGCUGCAUCGUCCUUUGAUUUAGUCCCGUCGGAGAAACGCUUGUUUACUGAACUUUUUAAAUUAACGGAUCGUUUCCUUCAUAAAGACGCCCGACCGAGGCUUCCGUCGGUUCUUACGGAGCUCUCAGCAGCGGGACGACUUGAGCACGAGAUGGCGGUCCUCGUUCUGCAUCAUAUCACCGUCAUGUGCAGAAGGUUCACGUCGAUGUCCUGAUGACUCAUCAGCCACAAUGAAAACUUGAUAUUUCUGAUUUGAUUUUAAGUCUUUUUAUGUUCUAUUCCGCUGGAUUUAAACGUAUAAAGCAUGAAAAUCAAAACAGUUUCUGCAGAUUUUGUUUAAGCUGUCGUCCAUAUUAUCAUCAUUACAUAUUUUAACAAACGCUUGAAACUUGUCUCCAGGAGUAUCAGGCAGAACAAGUCCUUUUUUAAUGUCCAGAUGUGUUUUCUGUUUUCUGUAAAACCCGGGUGAGCCUGCCAGUCCUCACUGAGGGCUGAUAAAACACACGGACCGCUCAUUAUUCCUGCUCAGGUCGUCCUGCUGCCGCAGCUUCGUAUUUCCGUCCGUGUUGAAGUGCGAGUCCGUCCGUCCCGCCGAGACGUUUCCAUGCUCCCUGUUUGAUGGUUGUCGUUUUCCUCCAUCCUUCACACCUGCUCCUCCGACUUGCUUUCUUCCUGUCUUUGUUUUUUUCUUUUUUUAAAUGUGCACAUUAGUGAUGUUACAUGACUUUAUUUAUGUCGUUUUCUGCCCUGUGAGGACGGUCGACACGCCGUCUGGAAGACACCUUUCGUUUGUUUUUAAAAUGACGGCACAAGUUUCCCAUUUGUUGAAAUGUUGAUCUGCUGUACAGCAAAUAAACACUCUGAGUGAACCGGCGGCGU